CAUAUGUUUUUAAACAAACAAUAAUGACAAUCUCGAGUUGUUAUGCCUUCAGAAAUACUCAUGGUGUCAGUGUGUACCAACAAACGAGAAGUCAGGUUUAUUCUCCACCCUUCUGUGUCGACGAUUUCACAGCGUGAUUCUGCUAUUGUACUGCAGUUUUCAAAACGCUUCGUGAUCUGACCGCAAUAAUGAUUUGGGAUUGAAAAGGAAAUCGGUAAUUAGACGUAUGUUUAAUACAUUAGGACCUGUUGUGAUUUUGAGCUAAUAACAAUGGGAUACACCGCAUUUAUGUUGCACUGCGGCCUUGCUUUUGUUUUUCUUGCCAUCAUCCCCGUCAAUGGAGACGUGAGCUACUCUGUCCCGGAGGAAAUGAAACGUGGAUCUAUAAUUGGAAAUAUCGCAAAGGAUCUGGGACUUGAUUUGGGAAGACUGUCUGCUCGCAAGGCUCGUAUUGAUGCUGAGGAUAACAACGUACAAUACUGCGGGAUUAAUCUGAAUACCGGAGAGCUGAUUGUCCAGGACAGGAUUGACAGAGAAGGGCUUUGUGCGAAAAAGGCAUCAUGUGUUGUAAAACAGGAACUGGUGCUGGAAAAUCCUUUAGAACUUCACCGUAUUAACAUCCGCGUUCAGGAUGUCAACGACAAUUCACCACAGUUUAAAGCGGAAUCACUGAGAUUUGAAAUUCGAGAAUCUGCAGACAAAGGUGCACGUUUUCUUCUCGGAGAGGCACACGAUGGCGAUAUCGGAGAAAAUACAGUUCAAAGCUACUCACUCCAGCAGAACGAUCAUUUCAAAUUAAAUGUGAACACAAAGGCAGGAGGACGAAAAUACUGUGAACUCGUCUUAGACAAAGAAUUAGACAGAGAGGACAAAAAAGAGAUUGAGCUUUUGCUUACCGCAUUCGAUGGCGGCUCUCCUCAGAGAUCAGGUACUGUUGUUAUACACGUCACUGUACUGGAUGCUAAUGAUAAUGUACCAGUGUUUACUGAGACUGUUUAUAAAGCAAGUCUGCCUGAAAACUCUCCUUUAGAUACUUUAGUAAUCACAGUGAGUGCUACUGAUGCAGAUGAUGGUUUGAACAGCGAAAUUACUUAUGAAUUUGAUCAUGUUUCAGAUGAAAAUAGCGACGUGUUUUCUUUAGAUUCUGCAACAGGAGAGGUGAGAGUAGCUGGAGCUGUUGACUUUGAGAGAGUGUCAUCAUAUGAAAUGCAGAUCAGUGCCAAGGAUGGUCUGGGAUUAGUUUCAUAUGCCACGUUAAUGAUUGAAGUUACCGACAUAAACGACAACGCACCAGUUAUACAGUUGAAAUCACUGACCAAUCCCAUACCUGAGAACGUGUCACCUGGUACAGAGGUGGGCAUCAUUAACGUUCAGGACAGAGACUCUGAGACUAACGGACAAGUCCGCUGCUUUAUUCAGCAAAAUGUUCCUUUUAAAUUGGUUCCUUCUAUCAAAAACUAUUAUUCUCUGGUGAGCACAGGACAACUGGACCGUGAGGUGGUGUCUGAUUACAACAUUACAAUCAGUGCCACUGACGAGGGCUCUCCUCCUCUGUCCUCGUCUAAAAGUGUUCAGUUAUCUGUAGCUGACAUCAACGACAACCCACCUGUGUUUGAGGAACAGUCGUACAGCGCAUAUGUGAGUGAGAACAACAAACCUGGCUCCACUUUAUGUUCCGUCAGUGCUCGAGACCCCGACUGGAGACAGAACGGUACCGUGAUUUAUUCUCUGUUAUCUGGUGAGGUGAACGGUGCCCCGGUGUCCUCGUAUGUGUCUUUGAACGGAGACACGGGUGUGAUCCACGCUGUGAGGUCGUUUGAUUAUGAACAGUUUCGGAGUUUCAAAGUGCAGGUGAUGGCGAGAGACAACGGUUCUCCUCCUCUGAGCAGCAACGUGAUCGUGAGUGUGUUCAUCUCGGAUGUGAAUGACAAUUCUCCUCAGAUUCUGUAUCCCGCCCCGGCGGGCAACUCGUUCAUGACCGAGCUGGUCCCCAAAGCUGCUCACGGAGGCUCUCUGGUGUCCAAAGUGAUCGCGGUGGACGCGGACUCCGGUCAGAACGCCUGGCUGUCGUAUCAUAUAGUGAAAUCCACUGAUCCGGGACUUUUCAGUAUUGGUGUCCACAGCGGAGAGAUCAGGACACAGCGGGACAUUUCUGAAUCUGACAGCAUGAAACAGAAUGUGAUUGUGUCAGUGAAAGACAACGGACAUCCCUCUCUGUCAGCCACCUGCUCCAUGUAUUUGCUGAUUUCUGACAACUUAGCUGAGGUGCCAGAACUGAAAGAAAUGUCGAACUUUGAGAAUAAUUCCAAGCUGACCUCUUAUCUGAUUAUUGCACUGGUGUCUGUGUCCACCUUCUUCCUGACCUUCAUCAUCAUCAUCCUGGGUGUGAGGUUUUGUCGCAGGAGAAAGCCCAGACUGUUGUUUGAUGGAGCAGUUGCCAUCCCCAGCGCUUAUCUCCCUCCUAAUUACGCAGAUGUUGACGGCACAGGAACUUUACGCAGCACUUACAAUUAUGACGCCUACCUGACAACAGGUUCUCGGACCAGUGACUUCAAGUUUGUGACUUCUUACAAUGACAACACUCUGCCUGCAGACCAGACUCUGAGGAAGAGUCCAUCAGACUUUGCUGAUGCUUUUGGAGAACUUGACAGUUCUCCUGAGGUAGGGACAUAUUUUACAUCAUUAAUAAUAUCCAAUUUCGGAGUCUUAAGGCAUCACCCUAAACUAUGUUGUAGGCCACGUUAUUAAAGAGCAAAACAACAA
This is a messenger RNA of Acanthochromis polyacanthus (spiny chromis), 2763 nucleotides long. Its product is annotated as protocadherin beta-15-like. NCBI's taxonomy places the organism in Eukaryota, Metazoa, Chordata, Actinopteri, Pomacentridae. Gene Ontology annotation, molecular function: calcium ion binding. Gene Ontology annotation, biological process: homophilic cell-cell adhesion. The transcript has a single exon. Gene Ontology annotation, cellular component: plasma membrane. Bases 271 to 2748 code for a protein of 825 amino acids. The record is from RefSeq and is a predicted model, not a curated record.